Messenger RNA from Eptesicus fuscus (big brown bat), 1437 nucleotides. RefSeq names its product creatine kinase B (gene CKB). Lineage: Eukaryota; Metazoa; Chordata; Mammalia; Chiroptera; Vespertilionidae. The transcript is spliced from 8 exons. The record is from RefSeq and is a predicted model, not a curated record. Gene Ontology annotation, biological process: phosphocreatine biosynthetic process. Gene Ontology annotation, molecular function: creatine kinase activity. The coding region runs from base 88 to 1233 and encodes 381 amino acids.
CGCGGAUCUGCCGCUGUUCGCCUGCGACGCUCCCGGAGCCGAGGAAGCACCGAGCGCCCUGCUGCCGGCUCGCCGCCCGCCGCCGCCAUGCCCUUCUCCAACAGCCACAACGCGCUGAAGCUGCGCUUCCCGGCGGAGGACGAGUACCCCGACCUCAGCGCCCACAACAACCACAUGGCCAAGGUGCUGACCCCCGAGCUGUACGCCGAACUGCGCGCCAAGAGCACGCCGAGCGGCUUCACGCUGGACGACGUCAUCCAGACCGGAGUGGACAACCCGGGCCACCCCUUCAUCAUGACCGUGGGCUCCGUGGCGGGCGACGAGGAGUCCUACGAAGUGUUCAAGGAGCUCUUCGACCCCAUCAUCGAGGACCGGCACGGCGGCUACAAGCCGGGUGACGAGCACAAGACCGACCUCAACCCCAGCCACCUGCAGGGCGGCGACGAUCUGGACCCCAACUACGUGCUGAGCUCCCGGGUGCGCACGGGCCGCAGCAUCCGCGGCUUCUGCCUCCCCCCGCACUGCAGCCGCGGGGAGCGCCGCGCCAUUGAGAAGCUCGCGGUGGAAGCGCUCUCGAGCCUGGACGGCGACCUGGCGGGCAAGUACUACUCGCUCAAGAGCAUGACGGACGCGGAGCAGCAGCAGCUCAUCGAUGACCACUUCCUCUUCGACAAGCCCGUGUCGCCGCUGCUGCUGGCCUCGGGCAUGGCCCGGGACUGGCCCGACGCCCGUGGCAUCUGGCACAAUGACAAUAAGACCUUCCUGGUGUGGAUCAACGAGGAGGACCACCUGCGGGUCAUCUCCAUGCAGAAGGGGGGCAACAUGAAGGAGGUGUUCACCCGCUUCUGCAAUGGCCUCACCCAGAUUGAAACGCUCUUCAAGUCGAAGAACUACGAGUUCAUGUGGAACCCGCACCUGGGCUACAUCCUCACCUGCCCUUCCAACCUGGGCACGGGGCUGCGGGCCGGCGUGCACAUCAGGCUGCCCCACCUGGGCCGGCACGAGAAGUUCGCCGAGGUGCUCAAGCGGCUGCGGCUUCAGAAGCGAGGCACAGGUGGCGUGGACACGGCCGCGGUGGGCGGGGUCUUUGACAUCUCCAACGCCGACCGCCUGGGCUUCUCGGAGGUGGAGCUGGUGCAGAUGGUGGUGGACGGCGUGAAGCUGCUCAUUGAGAUGGAGCAGCGGCUGGAGCAGGGCCAGGCCAUCGAUGACCUCAUUCCCGCCCAGAAGUGAGGCUCCAGCACCUGCCACCGCCACCGCCCUGCCGCUUCCCAACGUAUCGCCCGGGCAGAGCCCACACGCACCCUGAGCUCGCCGCCGCGGCCGAGCCCUUAGCCUCGCUGUAGACAGACUCCCGUUGCCCCAGGUAGAGUUUAUUUUUGUGAUGGCUAAGAUGCUGCUGAUGCUGAAAUAAACUAGGGUUUUGGCCUGCCCUGA